CUUAAUUUGAUAAAUUAAUUUUGUUUUUUCAUUUAGGCAGGAUAUUUUCAAUUAAUUAGUAGCAAAUGGCGGUUUCAAGAGUCCACAGAAAAGCUUUUAAGGUAACCCUUAAAUAAAAACGAGUUAUUAAAACGAAAAAGCUGUAUCCUUUGAGAGUGUGUUUAAUUGAUGACACCGUUACAUUAGUCACACACGAGUUCUGCUUCGAACUUGGCCUGCUUUCCUGGAGCCUACCCGCGAGUUUUUCAAAGUUUCCAAUAGUAAUUUAGCCACUAGUACUACUUUAUAAACGCCUCCACAUUGCCCCAAAAACUUCACACCAAAUCACACCAAUCAAUUCUUCUCUGCUUUGCUCUGUUUCUCAAAUUACAAACAAAGUUUAUUUUCAAGAAAAACAAAAAAAAAAAAAACUGAAUCAAAGAUGGCCUCAAAGACAUCCUUUGCCCUGCCGCAGCUCUUGCUGAUUGCAUUGUCACUACUAAACCUUGUUUCUGGUGGGAGAGUUCUUCAGCAAACCAUGCCUUUCAAAUACCACAAUGGUCCUCUGCUUACGGGCAGAGUCUCACUCAAUCUCAUCUGGUACGGCCAAUUCACCCAAUCCCAGAAAUCAAUUAUCUCUGAUUUUGUCACUUCCCUGUCUUCUUCCCCAAAAUCCCAACCCCAACAACCUUCAGUUGCGAAUUGGGUCAAUUCCAUUCAGAAAUAUUAUACCCUCAUCAAAUCCAAACCCAAUGUCCAGUUUUAUCUCGGCACCCAAACUCUAGACCAGAAAUACUCUCUGGGCAAGUCACUCAAGUCGCAGCAAAUUCAACAAAUCGCAGCAAAGGCCGCCGCCGGAAGCAACCAAUUAGGCACCGCCGUCAACGUCGUCUUGACUUCGUCGGACGUGGCGGUUGAAGGGUUCUGCUCCAGCCGGUGUGGCACCCAUGGUUCUCUUCCGGCCGCCAAGAAUUACGGAAAUCAGAAAUUCACUUACAUUUGGGUGGGAAAUUCAGAGACCCAAUGUCCAGGUCAAUGCGCCUGGCCAUUCCACCAGCCAAUAUACGGUCCACAAGGCCCUCCUUUGGUUGCCCCCAACAACGACGUCGGAAUUGAUGGGAUGGUCAUCAAUUUAGCCACCCUUCUGGCCGGUACCGCCACCAACCCCUUUGGAAACGGCUACUAUCAGGGUCCCGCCACCGCGCCACUGGAAGCCGCCACCGCGUGCCCGGGGAUAUUUGGCAAAGGGGCUUACCCGGGUUACGCCGGAAAUUUGUUGGUGGAUUCUGCUACAAAGGCGAGCUACAACGCUAAUGGAGUCAAUAAGAGGAAGUUCUUGCUUCCUGCUCUGUUUGAUCCUGCUUCUAAUUCUUGCUCAACUCUGGUUUAGAGCUUCGGAAUUUAUUAUAUAUGCUUAUUAGCGCAAUAUGUACAUAAUAGUAUACGGGUUUGAUUAGGACACAAUAAAUUCUCAUCAAUCAGGUGGCCAUCUUAUUAUUCUACUAGUAAAACAAAAUUCAAUUUAUUGGUUUCUUGAUUAGACAAUGUUUCAUUUUCAAUCUUCAGUGUUUUUCUUUUGGUAUGUGUUGCAAAACCUUGUGAAAGGAAAAAAAAUCAUAAAAAAUCUUAUUAAAGUUGAUGAAGAAAUGGAAUAGUAGCAGACACAUAUGACCAUAUGAGGCCUUUGAGAAAUGAAAAAAAAUAAAAGUAAUUGGUAUCGUUCUAAUAAUUUGUGUCUAUCAGUGUUUUCUAUCUUUUUGAUCUCCGACGUUCUGUUACAUGGUUAAAGACUUGAUUUUCUUAUGUCAAACACCAUACAUUGUGUGGAUUAAAUGAUCAAUUUGAGCAAACUCUUCUCCUAAUAUGAUAUUUGUCAAGUAAUUAUAUUCAACCGGUUAAACUUUGUUUUGGUAAUGAAAUAUUCAUAUUCAGGGCUACUAACACAAGUACCUACAGGAUCUUCAAAUAAGAUAUCUCCUCUAUU
Messenger RNA from Oldenlandia corymbosa var. corymbosa, 1963 nucleotides. The record is from the annotation of a GenBank genome assembly. Lineage: Eukaryota; Viridiplantae; Streptophyta; Magnoliopsida; Gentianales; Rubiaceae.